AGAAACUGGGGAAAAAAUAAAAUCCCUAUUAUAAAUUCUGUUUCAAUUUCUGCUUAUAAUUUGUUACUUCAGGCACUAAACACAUCCCAGCCCACAGCAUACAAUUCUCAGGCCACAGGGUUUUACAUUGCUGCCACACUGACAUUGUGCUGGAAACCAGUUACUCCUCUAUUAAAUGUUGAUCUGUUUGCCCUCCUGAAGCCACUUCUGUGAACCCCCCCUACAGGGGAUCUUCCAUAUGCUAUGAGCUUUGAUUCCUCAUCAGCUCAGUAAUUCUGUGUCCUAUCCUUUACCAGGUAGCUAAAUCUUACUUUUGAAGAUUUGAAUGGCAUUUCACAUUGGUCAUCUACAGAGAGGACAAAGGACACUUUGCAGAAGAAAAUCUUUUAUAUGCACAGUUUGAGAAAGAGUGCAAAAAUCUUGGAAGAUGCAUCCUGAAAUACAGAAUAUGAGGGAAGUUGCCCUUGUUUACCUUGACAGAAGUGGCGGUCUUCAGAAAUUUGUGCAUGAUUGCAAAAGAUAUAAUGAUUCAAAACAAAGUUAUGCUGUUUAUCGUUUCAUUAUUUCAAUAAAUCCUUCUGACAUUGCUGAAUUGGAUGCGACUCUUGGAAACUAUAUUCUUCAUAAUCCCCUACAAGCUGCACAGAUUUUUCAGUCAGUAUGCUUCAUAGCUAUUAAGACAUUAUCAUUAAUUGAACAAUUGGAGACAGAGGCCCAGAUCAGUAUACUGCUGAAACCAACACAUUUGCCACCUUUACCAAGUUAUGUUCUGAGUCUUUCUGCAUAUCCCUUUAAUUACACAUCUCAAAGAUUUUAUAUGUCUGAAGGGAUAGUGAUCGCAAUGGGAACUGUAACAAAAUACACACAAGGAGCAAGAUUUCUUUGUGCUGAGGAAACCUGUCCAUUCUCUGAAGGGUUUAGGUACAUCAGAGUGCAUUGUCCUGGAGCUACAGAGUCUGCCACAGUUAGGACUGAUUUUGCGUGUAGCUUGUGUUCUUCACCACUGCAGGAAGACAUGAAAUUUAGAGUACUUGGUGAUAAGCAAAUAGUUGAAAUGAUUGAUGCUAAAAUUCUGAAUGCUUUGAAAGGAUAUUCCAACAAUAAAUCACAUUUUAGGAUUCAGGCAUUUACAGUUUUCUUGAGAGAUGAACUGGCCAAUAAAAUGACAAUAGGAAACCACUACAGGAUUAUAGGAAUUCCAGCUUGUGUACAAAAUGGCUUACAAGCUACUGCAUGUAUAGAAGUAAAUAGCAUACAGCUCUGUAAACCAAAUGGUCCUUCUUUUCUCAGUGACAAUUUUAAGUAUCUGCUCUCAUUGACUUCAAGUUCAUGCUGGAGGUUUACUGCUGUCUUGGCCAACAUCUUUGCUUCUCAAGUUGUUCCACCAGGCACUUACAAUACUCUUAAACUUGCAAUAUUGCUGAGUCUAGUACAGACAUGUGAAAAAGAAAAUGCAGAUUAUCUGGAUCUGUUGAUUGUGACAAGUGACACACUAGUAAUUGAUAGGCUUCUGAAUUACAGUUUAUGCCUUCUGCCUCGUGGCAUACGACACCCACCUUCCAGUGAAAUUUUUCCUUCUGUGUCCAAAGAUAAACAUGGAACUGGAAGUGCCAGUAUUCAAGCCUGCAGCGCUGUGCUGGCCAAGGGUGGUGUCUGUUACAUAGGAGACUUAUCUUCAUAUAAAAAGGAUAAACUUGAACUUCUACAGUCUGUACUAGAGAGCAGAACAACAACAGUAUUUAUUCCUGGGAAGAAGUACGGAGAAGAAGCUGACCAACAAGUUACUAUUUCAGUUCAGACCAAUUUUUGGUCUUUUGUGGAUGUGGAUUCUUCCUCGAAGAAACAUAUACAGAAGGAGAACUUUUUAAUUGGACAAAUGGACAUGAGUUUGAUUCCAGCUAACCUUGUAGAUGGUUUUGGGCUCUUGAUAUACAAUGAGUUUCCUUCGUGUCGACUGUCUUCUCCUCUUGUACACCAUAUCUUGAAAAAAGCCAUUAAUCCUGAAGCCAUGCUGUACAAAGUCUCACAGCAGUUCAGAACACAGGAUUAUGAGGAGUUUAUUUUGUUUGCUAAGAAUCUUCAUGUUGAACUGAGUUCAGAAGCAGAGAACCUCAUUCAAGGCUACUAUCUUGCAAGUCGCAGGGUGAGAAGAGAUUCCGUUCAUGGAUCAACAUUAUCAGCAUCUGCACUAAAAAUUCUGAUUUCACUGUCUAAGGCUCAUACCAAGCUAAGUUUAAGACACACAGUACUUCAGGAAGAUGCUUUGAUUGCCAUCUUGUUACUUGAGUCAUCUCUUACCCUAAAACACGGCACAUCUGCAUUAUGUGUAGCACCAAAUUCUGUAUUUCCAUUUGACCUCAGUGAUGAAAAUUCCCUGCAACAGAGAGAUAUUUACCUCAUGCAGUGUCACCAUGAACUCCUGAAGUUUAUUGCGGCAUAUGGUCCAGGAAUUCACAUCAACGCUAAUGAAGAGUAAAAACUCCUCUCUGUGGAGUAAAGCCUGAAGCUUUGGCUUUUUGAGAGACUAUUUUAUUGAGAUAGAAAUACAAAAAUAUAAAAAACUUACCAGCUGUCUAAGACAGUUCAGUGCUGUUUUAUAAGGAAUAAAGCAUAUCCAACAGGAUUUGAAUUGCUAGUUUUUUGACAGUGUUCUUGGAAGGCAGGAGGGAUGCCUUCAUCCUGGGAGGCCAUGGCCCCAGAAUAUAGCCACAAUCAGAACCUCUCUUCCUGGCUACAAAUGUUCAUUCACUGUUAAAUGAGGACUAAGCAGGGUUUUUAGUAAGACAACUAAAAUUUAAACCCCAACUUCAGAAUCUAAUGUUGCGCCUUUCAACUACGUGAAUUCACUGCAGUUUUUCUUGUUGCUUCUUUUCAAGUGUAUCACCUAGAGGGGUUAAGUAGUUUUAAGUACAUUAAAACUUUUCCUAGUUUAAGCCAACUUUCAUUACUCACGCUGUAUAAAUUUUGAAAUGUAUAAAAGCGUCACCAUA
Messenger RNA from Pseudopipra pipra, 2990 nucleotides. It is a transcript of the gene MCMDC2, whose product is annotated as minichromosome maintenance domain containing 2. The record is from RefSeq and is a predicted model, not a curated record. Bases 428 to 2476 code for a protein of 682 amino acids. Gene Ontology annotation, biological process: double-strand break repair via break-induced replication. Gene Ontology annotation, molecular function: ATP binding; DNA binding; single-stranded DNA helicase activity. NCBI's taxonomy places the organism in Eukaryota, Metazoa, Chordata, Aves, Passeriformes, Pipridae. The transcript is spliced from 15 exons.